Messenger RNA from Camelina sativa (false flax), 4070 nucleotides. The record is from RefSeq and is a predicted model, not a curated record. Lineage: Eukaryota; Viridiplantae; Streptophyta; Magnoliopsida; Brassicales; Brassicaceae.
AUCAUAGUCCAAGAGAGAGAGAGAGAGAGAGAAGAAGAAGACGGGGAAGAAAGAAGCAACACAGAAAGAUCCUUUGGCAGCAAAAACUCUAGUGCUUCAGAUUUCUCAGUCUUAAGCAAUAAGCAAAUAAACAAAAAGCUAAAUCACAAAAAGAGAGAGAGAGAGACCCAAAUCUGUGUCUUUCUCCUAAAACCCUCCCUUCCCCCUGUGAAUUGUGUUGCUUUGCUGCUACUACUACUACGUCUCUGGAGAGAAAGUCAAAUUAUCCAAGAGAAAAAGAGAGAGAGAGAGAGAGAAAGUUUCUUCAUAUAUUUGUUGUUGUGUUUCUUUGCGUCUUUGAUCUGCCAUUGUCAUCAAACUUCUCUCAGCUCAUCAAUCAGCUUUCUUGCUUUAAAUUUUUCGGUCUCCUCUCUCCUCGACCAACAUUUACUAGGGAUAUGAGACAUUGACCAUAAUUGAGAAUCUUGAUGAAGAAGAAGAGUUCUUGAUAAAGAUUCCUGUAUUUGUUCUUGAGAGGAAUGGCAAGAGGUAGAAGAAGGUCAAAGCUCAGACUUAGCCAUAUAUACACAUUUGGAUGUCUUAGACCAAGUGCAGAUGAGGGUCAAGAUCCUCACCCAAUCCAAGGUCCAGGAUUUAGCAGGACUGUCUACUGUAAUCAGCCUCAUAUGCACAAGAAGAAGCCUUUGAGAUACCGCUCUAACUAUGUCUCUACCACCAGGUACAAUAUGAUCACUUUCUUUCCCAAGUCACUCUACGAACAGUUUCACCGCGCUGCCAACUUCUACUUCUUGGUAGCUGCCAUUCUUUCUGUGUUCCCUCUCUCGCCGUUCAACAAAUGGAGCAUGAUUGCUCCCCUGGUGUUUGUUGUUGGACUCAGUAUGUUAAAGGAGGCUCUUGAAGAUUGGAGUAGGUUUAUGCAAGAUGUGAAGAUUAAUGCGCGGAAAGCUUAUGUUCAUAAACGUGAUGGCGAGUUCCGUCGCAGAAAGUGGAAAAAGAUUAGUGUUGGGGAUAUUGUCAAAGUGGAGAAAGAUGGCUUCUUCCCUGCUGAUUUGCUCUUGUUGUCUUCCAGUUAUGAGGAUGGGAUUUGCUAUGUAGAGACUAUGAAUUUAGAUGGUGAGACCAACUUGAAAGUGAAAAGGUCCUUGGAAGCAACAUUAUCGCUGGAUGACGACGAAUCUUUUAAAGAUUUCACGGGGACAAUAAGAUGCGAAGAUCCAAACCCAAGUCUUUACACAUUUGUUGGCAAUCUUGAGUAUGAGCGGCAGAUAUUUCCACUGGAUCCAAGUCAGAUUCUGUUGAGAGAUUCAAAGCUUAGGAAUACACCUUAUGUUUAUGGAGUGGUGGUAUUCACAGGGCAUGAUACCAAGGUGAUGCAGAACUCAACAAAAUCGCCUUCGAAAAGGAGCAGAAUCGAAAAGACUAUGGAUUAUAUCAUCUACACGCUUCUCGUCCUACUUAUUUUGAUCUCUUGCAUAAGUUCAUCCGGAUUUGCUUGGGAGACAAAGUUUCACAUGCCGAAAUGGUGGUACUUAAGACCUGAGGAGCCUGAGAACUUAACCAAUCCAAGUAAUCCUGUUUAUGCUGGAGUUGUCCAUCUGAUCACUGCUCUGUUGCUGUACGGAUAUUUGAUACCAAUCUCUCUUUAUGUCUCCAUUGAGGUUGUGAAAGUGUUGCAGGCAUCUUUCAUCAAUAAAGAUUUACACAUGUAUGAUAGUGAGAGUGGUGUUCCAGCACACGCACGCACAUCGAAUCUAAACGAAGAGCUAGGACAAGUGGAUACUAUCCUUUCUGAUAAAACGGGAACUUUGACUUGUAAUCAGAUGGAUUUUCUGAAAUGCUCAAUUGCUGGCACUUCUUAUGGAGUACGUUCCAGUGAAGUCGAAGUUGCUGCUGCACAGCAAAUGGCUGUUGAUCUUGAUGAUCACGGAGAAGUAUCCAGUAGGACAAGUACUCCAAGGGCCCGGGCUCAAGAAAUUGAGUUAGAAAGUAGCAGUAAUCAUCGAGCUGAGCAUAAUCAAAGAAUUCCUAUAAAGGGGUUUGGUUUCGAGGAUAUCAGGCUAAUGGAUGGGAAUUGGUUGAGAGAGCCACAUACAAAUGACAUUUUGCUGGCCAAAACUUCUAUAGGAUCUGAUAGAGAUGAGUUGCUUGAGAGGAUAUCGGAUAUGAUUGAAAAAGACCUUAUUCUUAUAGGUGCAACUGCUGUGGAGGACAAACUCCAGAAAGGGGUGCCCCAAUGCAUAGAUAAACUUGCUCAAGCAGGCCUCAAAUUAUGGGUUUUAACUGGGGAUAAGAUGGAAACAGCAAUCAACAUCGGAUAUUCAUGUAGUUUACUUCGGCAAGGCAUGAAACAGAUAUGUAUAACUGUGAUGAACUCAGAAGGAGGAUCUCAAGAAGCAAAAGCUGUGAAAGAGAAUAUUUUGCUUCAAAUCACAAAAGCUGUACAAAUGGUGAAGCUAGAGAAAGAUCCACACGCUGCAUUUGCCUUGAUCAUUGACGGCAAAACCCUAACGUAUGCGUUGGAGGAUGAGAUGAAGUAUCAGUUUCUUGCUUUGGCGGUCGAUUGUGCGUCAGUCAUUUGCUGUCGUGUGUCUCCUAAGCAGAAAGCUUUGGUAACGAGGUUAGUUAAAGAGGGAACUGGGAAAACCACAUUGGCAAUUGGUGAUGGUGCAAAUGAUGUUGGAAUGAUUCAAGAAGCAGACAUUGGUGUUGGUAUCAGUGGGGUUGAAGGAAUGCAGGCUGUUAUGGCAAGUGAUUUUUCUAUUGCCCAGUUCCGGUUUCUUGAAAGAUUGCUCGUCGUUCAUGGACACUGGUGCUACAAAAGAAUAGCUCAAAUGAUCUGCUAUUUCUUUUACAAGAACAUAGCAUUUGGUCUCACUCUCUUCUAUUUUGAGGCUUUCACUGGGUUUUCUGGGCAAUCAGUAUAUAAUGACUACUACCUAUUACUCUUCAACGUCGUCCUUACUUCAUUGCCAGUGAUUGCCCUUGGAGUCUUUGAACAAGAUGUUUCCUCGGAGAUCUGCUUACAGUUUCCUGCGUUAUACCAACAAGGGAAGAAAAAUCUCUUCUUUGACUGGUAUAGAAUAUUCGGGUGGAUGGGAAAUGGUGUGUACUCCUCCCUUGUUAUAUUCUUCCUCAACAUUGGAGUCAUUUAUGAGCAAGCUUUCAGAGACGGUGGCCAAACUGCUGACAUGGAUGCUGUUGGUACUACCAUGUUUACAUGCAUUGUUUGGGCUGUGAAUGUGCAAAUCGCUUUGACGAUGAGUCACUUCACUUGGAUCCAGCACGUCUUAAUCUGGGGAAGCAUAGGUCUAUGGUAUCUUUUUGUUGCGCUCUACGGGAUGAUGCCUCCAAGUCUUUCAGGCAACAUAUAUAGAAUUCUAGUUGAGAUUCUUGCUCCUGCACCCAUAUAUUGGGUAACCACAUUUUUGGUCACAGUGACCACAGUCCUCCCUUACUUUGCCCACAUAUCUUUUCAAAGAUUCUUAUAUCCGUUGGAUCAUCACAUCAUUCAAGAGAUCAAAUACUACAAGAGAGAUGUAGAGGAUAGAAGAAUGUGGACACGAGAACGGUCUAAAGCACGGGAGAAGACAAAGAUUGGAUUCACAGCUAGAGUUGACGCGAAAAUCAGACAUCUAAGGUCAAAGCUCAAUAAGAAACAGUCAAAUAUGUCACAUUUUUCAGCUCAAGAUACAAUGUCCCCAAGAUCAGUAUAGCUUCUGGGGCAUUCUGAGGGAUCUCUCUUAAAGGUUAAUUAUACUUUUAAGAUUUCCAACCUGUAGAAAACAGUAUCAGGUUCAUGGAUGGAGGUAGGGCUCUGGAUUUUGAUUUCAGACUGGAGAUAGCUCUUGAUGCCGUUGUGUGUAUGACAUGGAAGAAGGGAGAAUUUUAUAUGGCGUGAGCUUGUGAAAGUAGCUGACUGAUGGUUUUGGGUUCUUGUUGUUGUAUCAGAAACAGUAACUAUACAUAGAUUUUUUUUGUGUAUACUUAGGACAGAUUGCAACACCAACCAAAAAAAGUAUCCUCCUCCUUUUGUUCCUCCCUCAAAUACUAUUGUUUACACUGUUCUGACA